UAAGGUGCUACUGAAGGAAUUUUUUUUUUUUGCUUCGACUCAGACCAACACGGCUACCUACCUGUAACUAGAAGUAAGGUAUCCUGUAAGUCUUGGUUUUAGAUAGAGGGGUAACAAGUGACUAGAUAAAAAUUUUACACUGAAAAAGUGUACAUAAAAGCAUUUGCAACCAUGUAAUGUCCUUGGCCCAGUCCUCCAGCUUGGCUGACUGCCCAUUGUCGGCAGUUACCCAAUUGUAAAGUUAUCUCUGUUAAUUAUUCUUUGGCCUAAAUUCAGUAGAGGGAAAGCUCCGCUGACUUCAUCAGACUUGUAUCAGAACCAUUUUGAUGGACUUUCCUUUAUUGAUUUUGCUUGUUGGUUUCCAAGCCCUUUUAGGCUCUAGAAAGUCAUACUGUUUAAGUAAGAUAUGGAAUCUCCUUCAGAGGGCUGUGAUAAACAGGGAUAAAUAUGAUCAUGCUCUUAUCACACUUGCUCAGGACAAAUGUCUGCAAGCUGCUUCACUGUGUCCCAGGAAUAAGCCCUUCCAAAAAGCAAGUAGCUGGGGGAAUUUAGCUCAAACACAGAGCAAUAAUUUUCUGCUGCAACCCUGUCACUCUUUCUGCCAGAAGCUGCUGUUACCCCAAUGGCCUUUCUUACUUACCAUAUUUCUUACCUGAUUUUCUUUGCCAAACCAAUAUCAGAACAUGUUAUGUUAAAAUUCCAAUACACAGUUAAAUAAACACCAAUAGAGUAGAGCUCUCCCAUAUAUUAGCACUCUUAGCAUGUGAGUAACUUGGGGUUUUCUAGUGAAGCUAGCAGUGUGCCCUUGUAAGGGACUUUGGGUGAGUGACCAAGAUAGCACCAGAGCAUUUCUAGAAAUAAGAGUUUUAUUGAGAAAAUAUACUAACAUUGCAAUUUAAUAGUUAACUGUUAGCAGAGACAGGAAGGUUAGAGAGAAUGGUCAUGAGAAGUGAUACUGAAGGAAAGCUGUACAGUGAAUUGCUUUGGCUUCUCAGGAAGGGGAAGUGGGCAGAGAAGAAUAGCAGUAGGAAUUAAAGAAUUGACAAGAGAAAAUGUUAUAUCUUUUUGUACUUAUGCUCUGUUGAAGGGGGGAAUCCUUGGUGCCAUAGUGAACUCCAGAAUGAAGAAACUCAUUGGCCAUGGCAGGAUGCUACUGGGUAGAGUCCACCUGAAAGGAAAGUGCAGAAAAGGGGCGCUCAAAGCUGGGGGGGAUCACUAAGCCUACAUUUAUCACAACAGAAUCCUUUUAUGGAAUCCUCUGGAGCUGAAGGGUUUCAGAGGUGCAAGAGUGAGCACCCAGGCAGGAGUUCCUAAGGCUAAUCAAGCAAGAUUAUCUGCCAAUCAAGACUGCUUCUUAAAUCACUCCGCUUUUGUGACCUCAGGACUUUCAGCUGAAUCUUGGAUCUAAGAUCAUUUAUAGUCUAAAAAGAAUGGGAUGAUCCUAGCUAAAAGGAGGAUGAGCAGGUGAAUUGCGGUCUGCCAUGGACCAGACAAAUGCUAAUAAACUUAACAGUAAUAAGAAGAGGGCCAGUUCAUCUAAUCAACCUCAUGGUGGAUGGAUUUAUACUGAACAGUGUGUCCAGCCAUGUUCCCGGAGUUAAUUAUUCUCCAGAAGGUGGCCGUGAGCAGAAAAGAGAGCAACAGCGAACUCCAGCAAACCUCCGGGCUCAGCAGAAACCCUGGCAAGCGCCUGCCGCUCAAGUGCUCUGACAGCUGCUGGUUCCCUGCCUCUCUUCUUUCUAGCACAUUGGUGCCGCCACCCCUCUUUUCACAUUUACUGUAAACUGGGAUCUAAAGGCAGAACUGCUACAGGCACCUUCUCUCCGUCCUUAGAGGCACAGCUCUGAAAUUGCAAUGGCAGGAAAGGGCUAUGGCUAUUAUCGGGUGGUGAUAUUCACUGCCAUGUUCAUCGGCUACACCCUGUACUAUUUCAACCGAAAAACGUUCUCGUUUGUGAUGCCUUCAAUCAUGGAAGAGAUAAGCCUUGACAAAGAUGACUUGGGUCUCAUCACCAGCAGCCAGUCUGCAGCUUACGCCAUUAGCAAGUUCAUUAGUGGAGUCCUUUCUGACCAAAUGAGUGCCCGGUGGCUUUUUUCCUCUGGCCUCCUGUUGGUGGGCUUAGUCAAUGUGGUCUUCUCUUGGAGCUCUACCGUCACCAUCUUCGCAGGGUUGUGGUUCCUCAAUGGGCUGGCCCAGGGCCUAGGGUGGCCCCCAUGUGGAAAAGUACUGCGCAAGUGGUUUGAACCUUCCCAGUUUGGGACUUGGUGGGCCAUCCUCUCCACCAGCAUGAACCUGGCAGGAGGGCUGGGCCCUAUUGUAGCUGCUCUGAUGGCUCUGAGCUAUGACUGGCGCACAACUCUGACCCUUUCCGGUUCUGUGUGUGUGGUCGCCUCCUUUGUGUGCCUGCUCCUGAUUAAGAAUGAGCCCUCGGACGUGGGACUGCCCAACAUUGAGCCUGGGCCCAAGAAAGGGAAAAAGGGCUCCUCAGGAAAUGACAGCACACUGGCUGAGCUGCUGCUUUCUCCAUACCUCUGGGUCCUGUCUACCGGCUAUCUGGUUGUCUUUGGUGUGAAGACAUGCUGUACAGACUGGGGGCAGCUAUUUCUCAUCCAGGAAAGAGGACAGUCUGCACUUGUGGGAAGUUCCUACAUGAGCGCCUUGGAAGUUGGGGGCCUGGUUGGCAGCAUUGCAGCUGGCUAUCUUUCAGACCAAGCAGUGGCACGGGUGGGCCUGUCAAAUUAUGGGAACCCUCGACACAAACUUCUUCUCACCAUGAUGGCAGGCAUGUCGGCUUCUAUGUACCUCUUCCGGGUCACAGUCACAGCCAGCUCUCCUAAGGAAAGCGACUAUUGGAUUCUAGCCCUCCAUCCUCUUGCUAACCUUGUGGGCUUAACAGAACACGAGUUAUGGAUCCUGCUAUUAGGAGCUAUCUUUGGAUUUUGCUCUUAUGGGCCGAUUGCAUUGUUUGGAGUAAUAGCCAAUGAGAGUGCACCGUCAAACCUGUGUGGAACUUCACACGCCAUUGUUGCACUAAUGGCAAAUGUUGGAGGGUUCCUGGCUGGGCUACCUUUCAGUACCAUCGCCAAGCACUACAGCUGGGGAACAGCUUUCUGGGUAGCAGAAAUUACCUGCACAGUCGGCACAGUAGUGUUUUUCUUCUUGAGGAACAUCCGCACCAAGAUGGGCCGUGUACCAAAGAAGGCUGACUAAAGCACAGCGGUGGCUUGGCUGUUGGAGGAGUCUCCCACUGCAACCAUGGGUUUUUAAAAA
Messenger RNA from Zootoca vivipara (common lizard), 3270 nucleotides. It is a transcript of the gene SLC37A4, whose product is annotated as solute carrier family 37 member 4. NCBI's taxonomy places the organism in Eukaryota, Metazoa, Chordata, Lepidosauria, Squamata, Lacertidae. Gene Ontology annotation, cellular component: endoplasmic reticulum membrane. Gene Ontology annotation, molecular function: glucose 6-phosphate:phosphate antiporter activity. The record is from RefSeq and is a predicted model, not a curated record. Gene Ontology annotation, biological process: glucose-6-phosphate transport; phosphate ion transmembrane transport.